Molecule: messenger RNA, 5426 nt
Organism: Oncorhynchus gorbuscha (pink salmon)
Lineage: Eukaryota; Metazoa; Chordata; Actinopteri; Salmoniformes; Salmonidae
Product: potassium voltage-gated channel subfamily H member 7-like
Exons: 18
Coding region: 452-4168 (1238 amino acids)
Biological process (GO): potassium ion transmembrane transport; membrane repolarization during action potential
Cellular component (GO): membrane
Molecular function (GO): inward rectifier potassium channel activity
Source: RefSeq, a predicted model, not a curated record
UACGAUUUCCUCCACAGCCUUGAUUGAGCUGAGCGCGAGGUGCAUGAGCUGAGCGCUGCCUGAGCGGGGUAACGUCACUGUCCGUGGCACCGCAGCAUCAGUCCAUUCUCCACAACAGCAGCAGUAGCAGCGAGCGCAACGCUUUAGAGCGGCGGCAGGGUCCCUCACAUGAUCAUUUUGAAAUGUUGGAGAAACUACGCUGUGCAACAACCUUUUACUACAGAGUCAAUGCGGGCAAAGUGGACUUUGAAUGCUUCAAAAUGUGCCCCAGUCGGACCAUAUUUAUGUUGAAAUAAGGAAAAGCUCGGAAGAGCUAAGAGGGGGAGAUUUCCUAAGGAUGAGUGUAGACAACGGGGAGACAUUCAGGCUUUAACGGUUGGAACCACUACAACUUGAGUCUCAGGAGAAAGGUGCUUGGACAGCGGAAUCUUUCUUAUUUUUGGCAAUAAUCAUGCCUGUUCGGAGAGGUCAUGUUGCGCCACAAAACACCUUUUUGGGGAUAAUUAUAAAGAAAUUUGAGGGACAAAAUAAGAAAUUCAUUAUAGCCAAUGCCCGGGUUCAGAACUGCGCCAUCAUCUACUGCAACGACGGCUUCUGUGAGAUGACCGGCUUCUCACGGCCGGACGUGAUGCAGAGGCCGUGCACCUGUGACUUCCUCCACGGAGAGUUCACCAACAGGCAUGCCAUCGCCCAGGUAGCCCAGGCUCUGAUGGGGUCUGAGGAGCGCAAGGUGGAGAUCACCUACCACCGCAAGGAUGGCUCUGACUUCCUGUGUAACACCCACAUCAUCCCAGUGAAGAACGAGGAGGGCAUGGUCAUGAUGUUCAUCCUCAACUUUGACUACAUCCUAGAGGAGGACAGCAGUGACUCUCUGGAGGGACUCAACCACACGUCUCCUGCCAAAGCUGAGCCAAGGAAAGGUAGAUUGUUUUGUUUCCGGCUCCCAGCCUUACACCUCCUGGGCAUCAGUAAGCAGUCCCUCCCUCAGCAGGACCCUGACGCCGUCAUAAUCGACUCGCCCCGCCGCAGUAAAGAGUCGGUGGCCACCCGCGACUUCCAGUCACUGCCCACCCGGGAGAGCUGCAGCCCCUCCUACGCCAACGACACGCGGGCCCUCAUUGGCCCCAGCCACUGCUCCACCCCUGUGUCGGGACCCCUGGACCACUCGUCCCCCAAGGGGCCAUUCUGGGACAGGCUGGUUCCUCAAGCGGUUCCCCAGGCCCAGCCCCAAACUGUGGGCCCUCUGGCCCCCUCCAUCCCAGACCUGACCCCCACCGCGUCCAGGGAGAGUGUGUGUAGUAUCCGGAGGGCCUCCUCUGCUCAGGACAUGGAGGGUUUUGGCUCCAACUCCAAGAUGGCCUUCAGGGACCGACACGCAAGUGAAGACAAUGGUCGUAAUAUCAAAGUGUCUCGGUCCUGGAUGGCUGGGGGGCCCUUCAACCAGAUCAAAUCCAGUCUUCUGGGCUCCACGUCUGACUCUCACCUCAACAGAUACAGCACCAUUAACAAGAUCCCCCUCAUCACGCUCAACUUCUCAGAGGCCAACAACGACAAGAAGUGCCCCUCCCCUCCGUCCUCCGAGAAAGCCAUCAUCGCCCCAAAGGUCAAGGACCGAACGCACAACGUCACCGAUAAGGUCACACAGGUGCUGUCGCUGGGCGCAGAUGUGCUUCCCGAGUACAAGCUCCAGACGCCCCGCAUGGACAAGUUAACCAUCCUCCACUACAGCCCCUUCAAAGCGGUGUGGGACUGGCUCAUCCUGCUGCUGGUCAUCUACACGGCCAUCUUCACGCCCUACUCCGCCGCCUUCCUCCUCAACGACCUAGAGGAGCAGAAGAGGAGGGAGUGCGGCUACUCGUGCUCGCCGCUCAACGUGGUCGACCUCAUGGUGGACAUCAUGUUCAUCGUGGACAUAUUGAUCAACUUCAGGACAACCUAUGUGAAUCUCAACGAGGAGGUGGUCAGCCACCCGGCGAAGAUAGCCAUCCACUAUUUCAAGGGCUGGUUCCUCAUCGACAUGGUGGCUGCCAUCCCCUUUGAUCUGCUCAUCUUCGGCUCAGGAUCGGAGGAAACCACAACUCUGAUUGGGCUACUGAAGACCGCCCGGCUGCUCCGACUAGUUCGCGUGGCCCGUAAGCUGGACCGAUAUUCAGAGUACGGCGCCGCCGUCCUUAUGCUCCUCAUGUGCAUCUUUGCCCUCAUUGCCCAUUGGCUGGCCUGCAUCUGGUACGCCAUCGGCAAUGUGGAGAAGCCCUAUCUGGAGCACAAGAUUGGCUGGCUGGAUAACCUGGGCGUGUCCAUUGGAAAGAGGUACAACUACAGUGACCCCAGCUCUGGCCCGUCCAUCAAGGACAAAUACGUCACGGCCCUCUAUUUUACCUUCAGUAGUCUGACCAGCGUGGGCUUUGGCAACGUCUCACCCAACACCAACUCCGAGAAGAUCUUCUCCAUCUGUGUCAUGCUGAUUGGCUCCCUGAUGUACGCCAGUAUCUUUGGUAAUGUGUCGGCCAUCAUCCAGCGGUUGUACUCUGGUACGGCGCGGUACCACCUGCAGAUGCUCCGGGUCAAAGAAUUCAUCCGCUUCCACCAGAUCCCCAACCCACUGAGGCAACGCCUGGAGGAGUACUUCCAACACGCCUGGAACUACACCAACGGCAUCGACAUGAAUAUGGUCCUAAAGGGUUUCCCAGAGUGUCUCCAGGCUGAUAUCUGCCUCCACCUCAACGCGAGUCUGCUCCAGGGCUGCAAGGCAUUCCAAGGGGCUACUAAGGGCUGCCUGAGGGCCCUGGCCAUGAGGUUCAAGACCACGCACUCCCCACCGGGCGACACACUGGUCCACUGUGGAGACGUGCUUACUGCCCUCUACUUCUUGUCCCGGGGGUCCAUCGAAAUCCUCAAGGAAGACAUUGUGGUGGCCAUUUUGGGGAAGAAUGACAUCUUUGGGGAGAUGAUCCACCUGUACGCCAAGCCGGGGAAGGCCAACGCGGACGUGCGGGCGCUCAGCUACUGUGACCUGCACACCAUCCAGAGGGAGGAGAUCCUGGAGGUGCUUGAUAUGUACCCAGAGUUCGCCGACUACUUCCUCAGCAACCUGGAGCUGACCUUUAACCUCCGAGACGAGAGCGGCAAGCCUCAGAAUGCAGAGUCAGUCUACCCAUCCCCCAGUGAUUCUGAUGGGGAUGACAUCAAAUGCAGAAGAAGGCUCACUAACAAGAGGAAAUCUUCCGCAGGGACCCAGAUCAAAGAGACGUCGGUGUUCUGCGAUGGUGGUGAGCGGGAGAGGCAGCUCUACCCCUCCUCCCAGGCUGUAGCCACCGUGGUGGAGGAGAGGAGAGACUCAGAGGAGGAGAGGGAAGAGGAAGAAGAGGAGGAGGAGGGAGGGGAGGGGGAGGAGCAGAGGCCUCUGUGCUCAGGGGGGCAGGGUUACCCCUUGGUGAGGGACCACACCUUGGGACUUGGGCUGGAGGACGUUGUUCCGGACGCGUCGGGGGGAGGAGACAAUGUGGAGAGGAGCCAGUCUUAUAAAGACCUGCGUGGGGAGGAGUGGGGGUGCGUGCGGCCCAGGGAGGUCCUGGAGGAGUCGGCCCAGGACUCCCGAAGUGGGGUCGGAGAGGAGGACAGUGAGCCGGACAACACCUACGGAGAGGUGGAGCAACGUCUGGACCUGCUGCAAGAGCAUCUAAACAGGCUGGAGUUCCAGAUGACGUCAGACAUCAAGGCCAUCCUCCAGCUGCUGCAGAGGCAGAGCACCGUGGUUCCCCCGGCCUACAGCAUCGUCACCUCCAGCCCAAAGUACCAGAGGCCUGCCAUCAGGGUGCAGCCUGUUUCUGCCAUCAGGAUCUCAGAGCCUCAACACAGCCUCAACCCUGCUUCACCACUGGCUCAGAAUCCUGACAUGGAGAAGCCGCUGAACAAAUCCAAAGAAUCUAUGUCGGGCCAGGGUCCCACGGAAAUGACCCCGGAAGAGGACCUCGGAGCGGGACUGCUAGAGAAGGACACAGAGCCCAGACACAUACAAAACAAAAUUGACUCUCCAGAGAAACAACAACAACCUAGUGCCCUCUUCCCCUCUGCCAGACAAGCCUCGCUCCCCGACGCAUCACCUGAAAAUUCAGAAACGUCAGGACUCCACAGGCCGGUAUCCGACCCUGGGCUUCUGGGAAGGUAGGCCAUUUCGCCUACCUGCGCCCCUCUUUCUCACUACGGAAAACUUGGGCUUCUCUCAAAGUUUGACUCAGGGUCUUAGAAGGAGACUGUAUAUGCAAGGAAUACUGUCAACUUUCUUCCACUCCUUUUCCAAUAUUUUCUGCCGGUCUCUGAUUUAGAUGUGUUAUAUAGUACAUUUAUACAGCGGUAUUUAUACUGUAUAUUACUAAUAUCUGUAAUGAUCUACCAUGUACAUAUUUCAGAUGUAACACUGCCAGCAACACAAAGGCACCUAACAUGCUUGUUCUUCCAAGAGAGAAAAGUGCAUGUUUUGGAAGUGUUUUCUGUUGCAUGUUCAAAACACAACACCAUCUCAUGCACUGCACAGUCAUGGUGUGAGGUCGGCAUGCUUUCAGAGUAAUGAGUAUCCGUUAUAUCAUUUUUCCCAAUCGAUCGGGACAAAGCCACGUGAAACUCUCUUUCAAAGGCAUUUUCAAUCUGAAAAUAAGUGUGUGGUUUUAAACUCAUCGCGUUAAUGACCUUAUCAAACAGACACCAUGUAAUGCAUUUGGCUAAUUAACAAUCUCCACGUCCGACAUGAUAUACGAUAAUAUUUCAUCAUAUACUGUGCCUAAGUACCUAACGUCCACAUGUCUUUCAAAAAGUCAUCUGAUCAUAAGAGACAAAGAACCACUAUGUAAAAUACAUUAUUCUAUUGGAUUAUAAAUACACAGAUAUGCAAAUGAAUAUGAUUUAAAUGGUUGGGAAAGCUCUUCUACAAAGUAUCCCGUACACUGCUAAAGUAUUCCUGGGAGAGUUUAUUUGUGAUCACUUUGCACCACAAGUCUCUUUCAUGGGGCCAUGAAAGCAAUAACGACAACAUUAAAACAUUCAUUUACACACAUGAAUAAUAUACAUAUUUGAUUAAAUCUAGAAAUGAACACGGGUAGAAGCCCAAAAGUCGAAAUGGUCUUUAAAGUGUGUAUGGCAUCAACUAAAACAGAAACUAAAGUACUGUAUUUCAAGUUCUGUAUUCUUGUAAAAAAAAAAAUGCAAAUGGUCUCUACUGUAUAUUUGAAUUUACAAAAAGGGAUACUUAUCCACUUGAUAUAGCUACUUUCCUCCCUGAAUCACUGAAUAUGUUUUACCAUUGAAAAUAUUGUCAAAAAAUAAUUUGGUGGGAAGUGUGUGCAUAGUUGUUUUGAUAUUGUAUUACUGUAAUGACACACACAGGGGCAUGAACAGGGUGGACUGUUUUUUCCGAUAUGUAAUCGAUGUGC